CUUUUCUCAGUUGCUCCGUCCCCCGGGGGCUGGGGGGCUGAGCGUUAGCUCUUCCGACGCUUCCCUUCUCCUUUGGGGGGAGCCAGUGACAACGGAUCAGGUCACGUGAACCGCGCAAAGCAAGUCCUCUCCAUCUAGAGCCUUCUCGACAUGGCUUUUGGGAGCAGGGCUGGGUCGGUCUCCUCCCUGCUGCUUUGCUGGCUUUCCUUCGCCUGGGAGAGCAGCAGCGCUUUGCAUACCAAGGGCUCGCUGCCCCUGGAUGUCAUCACCUUCUACAAGGUGAUUCCAAAGAAUAAGUUUGUCCUGGUGAAAUUUGACACCCAGUAUCCUUAUGGUGAGAAGCAAGAUGAAUUCAAAAAGCUAGCAGAAAGCUCAGCUUCCAGUGAAGAUCUGCUCAUAGCUGAAGUGGGAAUAUCAGAUUAUGGUGAUAAACUGAACACAGAGUUGGGUGAGAAAUACAAGCUGGAUAAGGAUAGCUAUCCUAUUUUUUACUUGUUCCAGGAUGGGGACUUUGACAGUCCCUUACCUUACAGUGGCCAAAUAAAAGCCAGUGCUAUUCAGCGUUGGCUGAAGAGUAAAGGCAUCUAUCUGGGAAUGCCAGGCUGCCUACAAGAAUAUGACAUCCUGGCAAGCAAAUUUGUGAGCACCACGAAAGAGUUAGAGCGUCAAGCUCUUCUCAAACAGGGGCAGGACAGUUUAGCAAAAGCCAAGGAAACAGAGAAGAAACGGGCUGAGCAGUACUUGAAAAUCAUGAGUAAAAUCCUGGAGCAAGGAGAGGAGUUUGCUGCUAAUGAAGUUGUCCGGAUCACAAAACUGCUUGAGAAGAACAAAAUGAGUGAUGGGAAGAAGGAGGAGCUCCAGAAAAGCCUAAACAUCCUCGCCUCUUUUCAAAAGAAGAAGAAUGAAAAAGAAGAGCUUUAACUGGCUGGAGAACUUUGUACAAGCUUCAGGGGGUAGCUGUGUUAGUCUGUAUCUACAAAAACAACAAGGAGUCUGGUGGCACCUUAAAGACUAACAGAUUUGUUUGGGCAUAAGCUUUUGUGAGUAAAAACCUCACUUCCAAGUGAGGUUUUUACUCACGAAAGCUUAUGCCCAAACAAAUCUGUUAGUCUUUAAGGUGCCACCAGACUCCUUGUUGUUUUUGUACAAGCUGUGAAUUACUGGCACAAGGUCCCAUCCAGUUCUCUUUAUGCAAGCAAACUUCCCUUUGACCUCCAGGGAGCAGCAAAAUUCCUUCUAGUGUGCUUGGUGCUUUAGAAAACUCAGAGGAAGGCAUGUCGUCUUUGAAAAAUGACAGUAUUCUGUAGUAGGGAUUCAAACAAUCACCUCUUAAAGUGAAACUGAUGUGUAUUAGUUGAUAAAUACUAUUACACACAGAAAUACAUUAAAAACAGAUUUCAGAUUGCAAAGUCAAGCACUCAAAAAUUUAGGAAAUAAUAUAAUUAAGUUUGCCUCUGCAGAAUUAUUCCUCCAAUGCACUGAGUGGGAGUAGGAGUCCUGUGGAAAAAAUGUGAUCACGUGAUUAAAGACUAUCAUAAUGCACAUGCACAAUGGGGGUGAACUGAGGUUGUAUAGUAUCAGAGGGGUAGCCGUGUUAGUCUGGAUCUAUAAAAAGGGUAUUUCCUAACUUUUGAGUAUUUGGCUUUGCAAUCUUAAUGAUCUUUUAAUGUAGUUUUUGUGUAUGUAAUUUCCUAGAUUUUUUUUUUUAAAAAGCAAACUGAACAAGCAGAAAUCCUACCAUGUAGUGUUAUAUUGUCAUACACAUGGUUCAGCAGCAGGGUUGAAACCAUUAAAUCCACCACAGACCUAGUAAGUGAUA
Chrysemys picta bellii (western painted turtle) is the source of this 1819-nucleotide messenger RNA. It is a transcript of the gene ERP29, whose product is annotated as endoplasmic reticulum protein 29. Lineage: Eukaryota; Metazoa; Chordata; Testudines; Emydidae. The record is from RefSeq and is a predicted model, not a curated record. Gene Ontology annotation, biological process: protein secretion. Gene Ontology annotation, cellular component: endoplasmic reticulum lumen; endoplasmic reticulum.